Messenger RNA from Cyprinus carpio (common carp), 1790 nucleotides. RefSeq names its product ras-related GTP-binding protein A. Gene Ontology annotation, cellular component: lysosome; nucleus; Gtr1-Gtr2 GTPase complex. The transcript has 11 exons. The record is from RefSeq and is a predicted model, not a curated record. Gene Ontology annotation, biological process: cellular response to starvation; regulation of autophagy; cellular response to amino acid stimulus. Gene Ontology annotation, molecular function: GTP binding; GTPase activity. NCBI's taxonomy places the organism in Eukaryota, Metazoa, Chordata, Actinopteri, Cypriniformes, Cyprinidae. The coding region runs from base 418 to 1365 and encodes 315 amino acids.
GAGACAGCAGCUGUCAGUCACGUGCCUGUCGUCAGCAUACGCGAGCUGUGUUAUAAACACCGAUGGGGAGUUAAUCGGUGUGUGAUUAUGUUCCAGAAUCAGCUGUAUUUACAGUAAUCGACUGUUUCUGACUCUUCUGUCGUGUGUGGUAGAGCGCUCGUGUAGAGCUGAGCUGAGUUCAGCAGAGGAACACCAGCAGCGAGAGUCAUCGCAGUAUUUAUCUGAGAGUCAUUAUCGGGAAGUGACGAACAAAAACAAGAUCUUACAGACACUCGGCGACUGUCUGCCUUAGAGGUUUGUUUGGACGCUCGAGACACUCAAAAACACACGACUGUCUUCGAGCUGUACACAGGAUCCAACGAAGUUAGCAUCUGUGCAUGACCGGCGGAGUACUGUGAUCUACCCUGGUAAAGUGAAAUGUCCAGCACAGCCAUGAAGAAGAAGGUGCUGUUGAUGGGGAAGAGCGGAUCAGGAAAGACCAGCAUGAGGUCCAUCAUAUUUGCCAACUACAUCGCCAGAGACACUCGCCGCCUCGGAGCCACAAUCGAUGUGGAGCACUCUCACGUGAGGUUUCUGGGUAAUCUGGUGCUGAACCUGUGGGACUGCGGCGGACAGGACACGUUCAUGGAGAACUACUUCACGAGUCAGAGAGACAACAUCUUUCGCAACGUGGAGGUGCUGAUCUACGUGUUCGAUGUGGAGAGCCGCGAGCUGGAGAAGGACAUGCACUACUAUCAGUCGUGUCUGGAAGCCAUCCUGCAGAACUCUCCUGACGCCAAGAUCUUCUGCCUGGUGCACAAGAUGGACCUGGUGCAGGAGGACCAGAGAGACCUGAUCUUUAAAGAGCGGGAGGAUGAUCUGAAGAGACUGUCUCGGCCGCUGGCCUGCACCUGCUUCAGAACGUCUAUUUGGGACGAGACGCUGUAUAAAGCCUGGUCCAGCAUCGUCUAUCAGCUCAUUCCUAACGUGCAGCAGCUCGAGUGCAACCUGCGCAACUUCGCUCAGAUCAUUGAGGCAGACGAAGUCUUGCUUUUCGAAAGAGCUACUUUCCUGGUGAUCUCUCAUUAUCAGUGUAAGGAGCAGCGAGAUGCCCAUCGCUUCGAGAAGAUCAGUAACAUCAUCAAGCAGUUCAAGCUGAGCUGCAGUAAGCUGGCCGCCUCUUUCCAGAGCAUGGAAGUGCGCAACUCUAACUUCGCCGCCUUCAUCGACGUGUUCACGUCCAACACCUACGUCAUGGUGAUCAUGUCAGACCCGUCCAUACCGUCCGCCGCCACCCUCAUCAACAUCAGGAACGCCAGGAGACACUUCGAGAAGCUGGAGCGUGUGGAUGGGCCCAAGCACAGUCUGCACAUGCGCAUGCGCUAGCCUCGCCGCGUACAGCAGCUCUUGGUGGUUUUCUUGUUCUCAGGGUGGUGGAGGAUCCAGAAGACUUCCUCCAGUCUUGCUGACUUCACUUGCGUCCAGUGUUUCUGCUGAGUCACCUUCUGUUAACAUGUUUGAUUUCCUCGCUGAUGUCGCAAAGGAACAGUAGUUCUUAAUCAUAAACCACGGGUCGAGGGCUUGAAUGUCAUCUUGACUGCUUCAUUUCUGAUUUCUGUGCCAUACGGUGACUGCUGAGUUAUAGUCAGGAACGCUCUGUGUGUGUCUCUCAUGUGAAGCAUUAUCAGCUUGCUGUACUGUGUCUGCAGAUGUUGAAAAUCUGUGACUAAAACUCAUCUUUCUGAAUUAACAACUUGAUCUACAAAUUAUUCUAUUAUAAUUAUUCUUAAUAAAUACAGACUGUUCUGUAA